GCUGCACGAAGCCGGGGAACUUAAAGGCGGGAUGCUGCUGAGCCGCCGCGGGUUGGAGGAGGUCGGCAGGAAGGCGGCCAGGCGGCUCUUCCGGGCCGGAGGGGCGGCCAGGUAUAAAGUAAUGAAGAAUUGGGGAGUGAUUGGUGGGAUUGCAGCUGCUCUUGCUGCAAGCAUCUAUGUCUUAUGGGGCCCCAUCACAGAGAGAAAAAAACGCAGGAAAGGGCUAGUGCCAGGUCUUCUCAACCUGGGAAACACAUGCUUCAUGAACUCACUUCUCCAGGGCCUGUCUGCUUGUCCGUCCUUCAUCAAGUGGCUGGAAGGAUUCACAGUUCAGUACCAGGUCAGCCAGAGUGAGACGUCUGGGAAGCAUCAGUAUUUGUCCCUGACCUUGCUCCACCUCCUGAAAGCUUUAUCCUGCCAAGAGGUGACCGAAGAUGACUUCCUGGAUGCAAGCUGCUUGUUGGAGGUCCUGAGGAUGUACAGGUGGCAGAUCUCCUCUUUCGAAGAGCAGGAUGCUCAUGAGCUGUUCCAUGUCCUCACCUCCUCGCUGGAAGACGAAUGGGACCGUCAGCCGCGGGUCGUGCAUCUGUUUGAUGUGCAUUCGCUGGAGAAGCCAGAAAUUCCACAAAAGCAAAUAUGCUCCAGGACAAGAGGGCCUCCUCCUCCUGUGUUGAGUCACUGGAAGCUGCAGCAUCCUUUUCAUGGCAGGUUAACGAGCAACAUGGUCUGCAAGCAUUGCAAACACCAGAGUCCCCUCAGAUAUGACACUUUUGACAGCCUUUCCCUGAGCAUCCCUGCCACCAUGUGGGGCCACCCACUGACCCUGGACCAGUGCCUCCACCACUUCAUCUCCACCGAGUCAGUCAAGGACGUCUUGUGUGACAAUUGCACAAAAAUUCAGGCCGAAGGGACUGGGCAAAUCAUGGAGAAUCAGAGAACAACAUUUGUCAAACAGCUAAAACUGGGGAAGCUCCCGCAGUGUCUCUGCAUCCACCUGCAAAGGCUGAGCUGGUCCAACCAUGGCAUGCCCCUGAAACGAAACGAGCAUGUGCAGUUCAGCGAGUUCCUCAUCAUGGACGUCUACAAGCACCACUUCCCUGCCCAGAAACCCAACCCUGCAGGCAGCCCACAGGCAUCACCGAACCCAAAAGCCGAUGUGGAACAGGCGGGCAACAACAAAUCCUCUUUUAUGAAUGGUACCUGCUCUCCAUCCUUCCUUACAUCACCAGUAGCUUUCCCAUACUUGACAGCACCUGACUGUAGUUCUCCAUCAUAUCUGUACCGCCUGAUGGCCGUUGUGGUCCACCAUGGAGACAUGCACUCAGGACACUUUGUCACGUAUCGCCGAUCUCCACCGUCUUGCAAAAGCAUGCUGGCCACCAGCAACCAGUGGCUGUGGAUUUCAGAUGAUGUGGUGCACAAGACCACGUUGCAGGAAGUCCUUUCGUCCAGUGCCUAUUUACUCUUUUACGAACGUGUCCACUCUAGGCUGCAGCGCCAAAGCCAGGAGCAUCGAGCUGAGGAGUGAAAUGAAUGGCUGGGCAAGUGCAGAUCCAGCUGGUGAGCUUUUCUGAGGACAAUGGCACACCCUCUGUCUUGCCAUGCAAACGUCUUCCCCUACCUAUAAACCCCUGGUCAGUGGUCUGUGUUUGCGUGGCAGGAACAAGCACUUUGUAUCAAAACGGUAUUGUGCACUCCCCUCACCCCCUGUGGCUAUGCACAGCAGCAUUACAAAAGUGUUUUUUAAGUGUUAAUAAUCUUCUCAGCAGACAGACUUAAAGACCUUCUAGCAUCCCACUUCCUGUGUUGUGAUGGAAUUUCUUACCGUUAAUCUCUCACCUUUUGCAACAGGCUCAGAUAGAUGAAGAAGAAAAGAGAACCUACAAGUGCCUUGAUUGUAUUUUUAAUCCAGACAAGACUGGCUGUGUCAAGUGGGGGGGACAGGUGGUCUCUUAACACGUGGCUGUUUACCUAAAUCCCAAGGGGGAGCAGGCAGUGGUGUGAGAAUCCGUGACUUGGCUGUGUAGCUGGGAAUCUACUGCUGACUCAUGUGGCAGUUUCGAGUAUGUGUGUGCAAGAGAAAAGCAGAAAGUCCAGUUUCUGCCUUCAGUGCUGUUUUAAUGACUUUGUCAAAACGAUGAUGCAACGAGCUGAUAAUUAUGUCACAUUUUCUCUUAAGAGUCCAGCUUGGCAAGGAAUGGAACAGCUUUUCCUGUUUCUGGGUGGUUCUAUCACCAUCCCAGGAAAAACCCUCCUCUGUGUCUUGAUUUGAAGUCUUCAAACUUUUGUACAUAAUAAACCUGUUUCCGCCAAAUGUA
Molecule: messenger RNA, 2318 nt
Organism: Lacerta agilis (Sand lizard)
Lineage: Eukaryota; Metazoa; Chordata; Lepidosauria; Squamata; Lacertidae
Gene: USP30
Product: ubiquitin specific peptidase 30
Exons: 13
Coding region: 32-1528 (498 amino acids)
Biological process (GO): protein deubiquitination
Cellular component (GO): nucleus; cytosol
Molecular function (GO): cysteine-type deubiquitinase activity; cysteine-type endopeptidase activity
Source: RefSeq, a predicted model, not a curated record